Molecule: messenger RNA, 6426 nt
Organism: Adineta ricciae
Lineage: Eukaryota; Metazoa; Rotifera; Eurotatoria; Adinetida; Adinetidae
Source: the annotation of a GenBank genome assembly
AUGGCCGAACAAACUGCUCGUAAUGCACAAUAUGAAUACAAAGCGAACUCCAAUCUUGUCCUACAAGCCGAUAAAAGUUUAAUUGAUCGACGUGGACGUAAUGAAGCUACCGGUGAAGUUCUAUCAAUUGCAAGUCACUUGGUAGGUACUCGAAUGGGUGAUCGUGCUCAACGUACACGACCAGAACGCAGUAACAAGAAACAAAAGAAAGACGAUGAUCAUUCGUCAAAAUAUGAUGUAGCCCGGUUUAAAGGUCAAACUUUGAUCGCUGAUGCUGCUGAUGAUACGUCGAGUAUCUUAUAUCGACCCAAAACACAAGAAACCAAACAGACAUACGAAGUGUUGCUUGGUUUUAUUCAAGAAGCAGUUGGUGAUCAAGCACGAAGCAUCCUUUGUGGUGCAGCCGAUGAAGUGUUAAUUAUUUUAAAGAAUGAUAAACUACGUGAUAAAGAUCGUAAGAAUGAAAUUGAAACAUUGCUAAGUACAAAGAUUCCAGAACAACGCUUUGCAUUUCUCGUCAAUCUUGGAAAGAAAAUAACCGAUUGGGCAACGGACGAUAAGAGUGGAAAAGACGGUGAUGAAAUUGACGAAACUUACGGUGUUAAUGUUGAAUUCGAUGAAUCGGAUAAUGAAGAUCAAGGUGGUGAGGAUGAAGUUCGUGACGACGACGAAGAUUUGUCUGAAGGUGAAGAAGCAAAGACGGAUUACACAAUUCAAGAAACAAAUUACAGCAAGACAGGCGCAAGCGACAAUUUCGCUCGUCCAAGCAAAGGUCUACAACCACAUUCCAUCGAUGCUUUUUGGCUACAAAGAAAUUUGAGUAAAGUCUAUGCUGAAGCCACCGAUGCGAAAUUGAAAGCUCAAGAAGUCUUGGAAAUUCUUAAAACAGCAUCCAACGAUCGCGAAUUAGAAAAUCAGCUCGUUAUGCUACUUGGCUAUGAACAAUUUGAUUUUAUCAAAACAUUGACGACACAUCGAUAUAUGAUUCUGUACUGUACAUUACUUCUGUCCUCACAAAGUGCUUCGGAGAAGGUGAAAAUCGAAGAAAAAAUGCGCAAUGAUCCUGAGUUAGCUUGGAUCUUAAAAGCGUUAUCGGAAACCGAUCGAAGUGAUACAGCCCAAGAUGAUCGGGAUCGUCGUGCAUCGACUAAAAAACGUCGCGGUGACGACGAUGACGAUGAAGACGCAAUGGAAACGGAAACUGCCGAAACAAAAGCUAAUCCACAACAUGUUGUAAACUUAGAAGAUUUAGCAUUCACACAAGGUAGCCAUUACAUGGCGAAUAAAAGUUGUCGACUACCUGAUGGUUCAUAUCGUUUACAAAAGAAAGGAUACGAAGAAGUUCAUGUACCUGCUUUAAAACCACCCGAGCUUGAUGCGGGAGAGGUUCUCUAUCCAAUUUCCAAUUUACCAAAAUAUGCACAACCUGCAUUCGAAGGUUACCAAAAGCUGAAUCGUAUCCAAACCCGUAUGGUUAAAGCAACGUUAGAGUCCGAUGAAAAUAUUUUGUUAUGUGCUCCAACCGGUGCGGGUAAAACCAAUGUUGCUCUACUUUGCAUUUUACGUGAAGUUGGCAAACAUGUAAUGUCAGAUGGAACAAUCAAUGUUGAUGAAUUCAAGAUGAUUUACAUUGCACCAAUGAGAUCACUUGUCCAAGAAGUCGUGGGCAAUUUUACAAAACGACUAAAUCCAUUUGGUUUGAAAGUAGCCGAGUUGACCGGUGAUCAUCAGCUAUCCCGUGAGCAAAUCAAUGAAACUCAAUUAAUCGUCUGCACUCCAGAAAAAUGGGAUAUCAUCACACGUAAAGGUGGUGAACGUUCAUUUACUCAACUAGUCCGUUUAAUCAUUAUCGAUGAAGUACAUCUUUUACAUGAUGAUCGUGGCCCAGUUCUCGAAGCGAUCAUUACACGAACUAUCCGCACUAUUGAAACUACUCAAGAUCCCGUCCGUUUUGUUGGUCUGAGCGCCACAUUGCCAAAUUAUGAAGACGUUGCUACAUUUUUGAACGUUAAACGCGAAGGUCUCUUUCAUUUCGAUAACAGCUUUCGACCGGUACCACUUCAACAGCAAUAUAUUGGUAUUACGGAAAAGAAAGCUAUCAAACGAUUUCAAAUCAUGAACGAUUUAGUUUACGAUAAGAUCAUGCAGCAUGCCGGAAAAAAUCAGGUUUUGGUUUUUGUACAUUCACGAAAGGAAACAGGAAAAACUGCACGAGCCAUUCGAGAUGCAUGUCUAGAGAAAGAUACGAUUGGUGCAUUUUUGAAAGAUGGUUCAGCCUCUCAAGAAAUUCUUCGAACCGAAGCUGAACAAAGCAAAAAUCUGGAAUUAAAAGAUCUUUUUCCCUAUUCAUUCGCUAUUCACCAUGCUGGUAUGAAUCGAACUGAUCGUGCUUUAGUCGAAGAUCUUUUUGCCGAACGACACAUUCAAGUACUCGUAUCAACAGCAACACUUGCCUGGGGUGUGAAUCUUCCUGCACACACAGUCAUCAUCAAAGGUACGCAAGUCUACAGUCCAGAAAAAGGCCGAUGGACAGAAUUGAGCGCCCUUGACGUAAUGCAAAUGCUUGGUCGUGCUGGUCGUCCGCAAUACGAUACUCUCGGUGAGGGUAUUCUAUUAACAAGCCACAAUGAGUUACAGUAUUACUUAUCAUUGAUGAAUCAGCAAUUGCCAAUUGAAAGUCAAAUGAUUUCAAAACUAGUUGAUCAUCUCAAUGCGGAAAUCGUUCUCGGUACAGUUCAAAACAUCCGGGAAGCAGCUGAAUGGCUUAGUUAUACAUAUCUGUAUGUUCGAAUGAUAAAAGAACCUCAACUGUAUGGUGUUUCCAAUGAAUCAUUAAUGGUCGAUAAAUAUCUCCUUCAACGACGUUUAGAUUUAAUUCAUUCAGCUGCUAUACAAUUAGACAAGUCUCAUCUUAUUCGAUAUGAUCGCAAAACUGGUAACUUUCAAAUGACGGAACAUGGUCGUAUUGCUAGUCAUUAUUAUUGUACACAUGAAACAAUUGCUAUGUACAAUCAACUAUUGAAACCCACACUCAGUGAAAUUGAUCUAUUUCGUAUAUUUUCUCUCUCAUCGGAAUUCCGACAUAUAACCGUACGGGAGGAAGAAAGAAGCGAAUUACAAAAAUUACUUGAACGUGUACCUAUACCGAUUAAAGAAAGCAUCGAUGAGCCAAGUGCCAAGAUCAAUGUUCUUCUCCAAGCUUACAUUUCGCAAUUGAAACUCGACGGUUUUGCAUUGAUGGCAGAUAUGGUUUACAUCACGCAAAGCGCCGGCCGAUUGAUGCGAGCUAUUUUCGAAAUGGUAUUAUUGAGAGGUUGGGCGCAAUUAGUCGACAAGACACUGAGCUUAUCGAAAAUGAUUGACAAACGAAUGUGGCAAAGUAUGUGUCCAUUGCGACAAUUCAAGAAGAUUCCCGAUGAAAUUAUUCGCAAGAUCGAAAAGAAAAAUAUUUCAUGGGAUCGAUUCUAUGACUUAGACGCGCCCGAAAUAGGUGAAUUAGUUCGCGCACCAAAAGUUGGUAAAACAAUCUACAAAUACAUUCAUCAUAUUCCAAAACUGGAAUUGAACGUGCAUGUUCUUCCAAUCACACGAUCAACAUUAGAAGUUCAAUUGACAAUCACGCCGGACUUUCAAUGGGAUGAUAAAAUUCAUGGCAUGGCUGAGCCCUUUUGGAUCCUGGUUGAAGACGUCGAUUCAGAAAUCCUACUUCAUCAUGAAUAUUUCCUUUUGAAAAAGAAAUAUUGUGAAGAUGAUCAUUAUGUGAAAUUCUUCGUACCUGUAUUCGAAACACUGCCACCACAAUACUUCAUUCGAGUCAUAUCUGAUAAAUGGAUCGCAUCGGAAAGUCAAGUAGCUGUUUCAUUCCGACAUUUGAUUCUACCGGAAAAACAUCCAGCUCCAACAGAACUUUUGGAUCUACAACCAUUGCCAGUCAAUGCAUUACGUAAUCCUGAAUAUGAAGAAUUAUACGAUUUUCGAUUUUUCAAUGGAAUUCAAACGCAAGUCUUUAAUACGUUAUACAAUGCAGAUGAUAAUGUAUUUCUGGGCGCAUCCACUGGCUGCGGAAAGACGAUUUGUGCUGAAUUUGCUAUGUUGAGAUUAUUCUCAGCGGAAAAAUUAAAAGAGAACCCAGAACCGAAAUGUGUCUAUGUUACACCUAAAGAAGAAUUGGCCGAGCUGGUUCAACAAGAUUGGGAUCGACGUUUUGGCUCCAUUGGACGAAAAGUCGUUCUACUUACUGGUGAAACAUCAACAGAUUUGAAACUGAUUGCCAGAGGUAAUAUUAUCAUUUCAACACCAGAAAAAUGGGAUAUUCUAUCUCGUCGAUGGAAACAAAGAAAGAACGUUCAAAAUGUAAAUCUAUUCAUCGUCGAUGAUUUACAUGUCAUUGGAUCUGAUGAUGGACCUGUUCUCGAAGUCAUCUGUUCUCGUAUGCGUUAUAUGAGUUCCCAAAUAGGCCGUAAUAUUCGUAUUGUCGCUAUGUCAACAUCUAUUCUCAAUGCGAAAGAUAUCGCUCAAUGGCUUGGUUGUAGCACCAAUGCUACUUUCAACUUUCGGCCCAGUGUCCGACCAGUUCAACUAGAAUUGCACAUUCAGGGUUUCAAUAUGACACACAAUGCAUCGCGUUUAAUCGCUAUGGCUAAGCCUGUUUAUCAAGCUAUCAAUCGGCAUGCGCCAAUUCAUCCAGUUAUUGUCUUCGUUCCAUCACGCAAAUUGUCUCGCAUGACAGCUAUCGACAUCUUGACAUUCGCUGCUGCUGAACAGAAACAAGAUCGAUUCCUACACAUAACUGCAGCUGAAAUCGAAUCAUUCACCAAUCAACUCGAAGAUCAAACAUUGAAGGAAAUUGUUCCGCGAGGUGUUGCUUACUUACACGAAGGUUUAAACAGCAAAGAUCGUACAAUCAUCGAACAAUUAUACACAGUUGGCGCUCUUCAAGUGUGCAUUGUAUCACGUAGUAUGUUAUGGUCAUUGAAUCUCUAUUCGUAUUUGGUUAUCAUCAUGGACACUCAAUACUACAAUGGACAAGACCAUACCUAUGAUGAUUAUCCUAUCGUCGAUGUUUUACAAAUGAUCGGACGAGCGAAUCGACCAUUGAAAGAGAACGAUGCUAAAGUUGUUCUCAUGUGUUUAUCGUCGAAGAAAGAUUUCUUCAAGAAAUUUCUCUACGAACCAUUACCUGUCGAAUCGCACCUUGAUCAUUGUUUACACGAUCACUUCAAUGCAGAAAUUGUGACCAAAACAAUCGAAAACAAACAAGAUGCUGUCGACUACUUGACAUGGACAUUACUCUACCGACGCAUGACACAAAAUCCAAAUUAUUACAACUUACAAGGCGUCUCGCAUCGACAUUUAUCGGAUCAUUUAUCCGAACUAGUCGAAAAUACAUUGAGUGAUCUAGAACAAUCCAAAUGUAUUGCAAUUGUUAACGAAAUGGAUACAUCACCAUUGAAUCUUGGCAUGAUCGCUGCGUACUACUACAUCAACUAUCGAACAAUUGAAUUAUUCAGCAAAUCAUUGACCGCGAAAGCCAAAAUCAAAACCUUACUCGAUAUUAUUGGUAAUGUUGCUGAAUAUGAGCACAUUCCAAUUCGUCAUCAUGAAGAUAGUAUUUUGAAACAGCUCUCAACACGUCUACCAAACAAAUUGAGCAAUGUCAAAUUCAAUGAUCCUCAUGUCAAAGCCAAUCUGCUGCUUCAAGCACAUUUAUCACGUAUUCAAUUAUCAGCCGAACUUCAAAAGGAUACAGAUGAAAUUCUGAUCAAAGCCAUUCGGCUUAUUCAAGCCUGUGUGGAUGUGUUAAGUUCAAAUGGAUGGCUGUCUCCGGCAUUAGCAGCAAUGGAAUUGGCACAAAUGAUUACCCAAGCUAUGUGGAAUAAAGAUUCAUUCUUGAAACAAUUACCACAUUUCACAUCGGAAAUUAUUCAACGUUGCACAGACAAGAAAAUCGAAACUGUAUUUGACUUGAUGGAAAUGCAAGACGAAGAUCGUGUCGAAUUACUUAAGUUGAGUACAUCGAAAUUAGCCGAUGUCGCGCGUUUCUGUAAUCGUUAUCCAAAUAUCGAAGUAUCCUAUGAAAUACCGGAUAAAGACGACAUCUCAUCGGGUAGUACAGUAACUGUGAAUGUGUCAUUAGAACGUGUCGAUGAAGUUUCCGGACCUGUUAUCGCACCAUUAUUUCCACAGAAACGCGAAGAAGGCUGGUGGUUAGUUAUUGGAGAAACGAAAACCAACGCGUUGAUCUCAAUCAAACGUUUAACUUUACAACAAAAAGCUGAUGUAGUCUUAGACUUUACUGCACCAUCAUCUGGUACACAUAAUUAUAUUCUUUAUCUUAUGUCGGAUGCUUAUAUGGGUUGUGAUCAUGAAUAUAAGUUUACUAUUGAUGUUCACAAGGGUUCAAAUCAAGAUGUCGAUAUGAAAUAA